Prinia subflava (tawny-flanked prinia) is the source of this 1905-nucleotide messenger RNA. It is a transcript of the gene FASLG, whose product is annotated as Fas ligand. Gene Ontology annotation, molecular function: tumor necrosis factor receptor binding. Gene Ontology annotation, biological process: immune response; extrinsic apoptotic signaling pathway via death domain receptors; positive regulation of canonical NF-kappaB signal transduction. Gene Ontology annotation, cellular component: membrane. The transcript is spliced from 4 exons. The coding region runs from base 26 to 892 and encodes 288 amino acids. Lineage: Eukaryota; Metazoa; Chordata; Aves; Passeriformes; Cisticolidae. The record is from RefSeq and is a predicted model, not a curated record.
UCCCGCCCGGUGUCGCCGCCCAGGGAUGCAGCCGUACCGGGGCAGAGCUGCCCGCGGGGCCGCGCCCGGCCCGGCGGGGUUCGGAUGCCCCAAGGACCAGCCCGGCAGGCACGUCCGGCCCGUGCCGCUGCCGCCCGUGCAGCAGAACCUGAACUACUGCCCGCAGAUCUUCUGGGUGGACGGCUGUGCUGAGGCGGGCCCUCCCGGCCCCCCGGCUCCCCCCGGGGCUCCCUUCCCUCCGCCGGUGCCCGACCGGAGCAGAAAGCCACGAGCCGGCAGGGAGAGGAGCGUCGGCUUCCUCGUGAUGUUCCUGCUGAUCCUGGUGGCCUUCACGGGAGUGGGGCUGAGCAUACUGAAGAUUUUUCACCUGGAGAAGGAAGUGGAUGAGCUCAGAGAGUCUGCCAGCGCUGAGCACACCGCUCCGGCCUCCCAGAAACUCACGGGGCAGAAGGAGCAGCCGCUGCGAAGGGAGGCCAGGAAGGCGGCACAUUUAACAGGCAACCCGGCACAGCAGGACCUCCCUCUGGAGUGGGAGCCCAUCUCUGGCCAUGCCUACACCAGUGGCAUCCAGUACCAGGACCGGGGGCUGCUGGUGAGCGAGCCCGGGCUGUACUUUGUGUACUCCAAGGUGCUGUUCCGCGGCAGCACCUGCGACAGCCAGCUCCUGGCACACGUGGUGUACAAGAGGAACCCGGCCUCCCCGGGCAGCCUGGUGCUCAUGGAGGACAAAGCCAUCAACUUCUGCACGGGGCAGAGGAUGUGGGCCCGCAACAGCUACCUGGGGGCUGUCUUCAAGCUCAGGAAGAUGGACAGUUUGCACGUCAACGUCUCCAAAAUCGCCCUGGUUAAUUUUGAGGAAUCCAAGACUUUCUUCGGCUUGUUUAAGCUUUGAAAGGGAGCGUGGCUGGCAGCCCCUUCACUCCCACAAUACACAUGGAUGUGUGAGGGCUGAGUGCUGCCUGGGCACAGUGGCACCACAAAACCCACCCAGAAACCAUGUCUGGGCUUCACCAUGAGGGGAUUCAAGCAACAUGCUUGAAAGCUGACACCGGAAAGCACCAGGGCUGUGCUGCAUCAGCCUGAGCAGAAUUGCACACAUUCUCCUUACAAAACCCCCCAACAAACUCAAAAUGUGGUGUGCUGAAGACCCUGCUGGAACUCACUACUUGCUGCCUGAGAAGAUGGUGGGACCUGGUGCUCCCCGUGGUGUCACAGCCCUGGUGGGGACAGCUGGGGCAUGUUAAGGAGGUGUCUGCGUCAUGCCACGACACCACAGACAGUGCUGUGGGGAUGAGCAGUGUGAACAGCUGCUCCCCCGAGCCAUGGCUGGGCCCCUGCCCGGCACUGUGACUGCUGUACCACAGGCACUUCCUGCUAGCUGGGCUGGGAGAGGUGCUGUAUUCGUUUUGGGUUAAGUUAUGGACCCUUCCCAUCCCAGAAAAUGCUCCCCAACCGCUUGAUCUGUCUCACCCCAACUGCCUUGCAAGGAACACACCAGGAGCAGCAGUGCUGUGAGGGUGUCCCAGAAGAGACAGCGUGACCACACCGUGGUGGGGAUGGUGGGCAUGGUGGGGUGGCCACAGGCUCUGCUGUGCAAUCUAAGCAACACAGCAGUGCAGGGCAGUGGGGCUGGAGGUGAAAGCAGCACCUCGAGCCCCCCUCCUGCCCUUCCAGCACAUGAGGGUUCUCCAUGGAGGUUGGUCUGCCACCCCUUGCCUGAUGCAGGGCACAUGCUGGCAUCUGUCAGUGCUGAGACCCUUGCCACAAGAUGUUCUCUCCUGAGCAAAACAGAGAUGGUAAUUAUAUAUUUUUCUAGUGAGUGUUGCUGUCCUUUCCUCAUUUGGUGCAACAUGCUUCUGCCAUGGCCAAGGCACUGCAAGACCUCUGUGAUUAGGGGUCAGCAUC